AUGCAUCGAUAUCUUUUUGUGCACAUUGUUCAGACGUUGUCGGCGUGUUACUUGUACAUCCAGCAGCAGUCUGAUGCCAGCGGUAGGCCCGGACUAUCGCCGCUACAGAAGUACAUUGCUGCAAUUAGGCAGUUGGCUUAUGGAGGACCGUCUGACAUGUUCGAUAAGUAUCUUCACAUCGGCGACACGACUGGCCGCGAAUGUCCGAAGGAAUUUUGUAAGGGCAUCAUCAAGACGUUUAGCUCCACAUAUCUUCGGAAGUCUACCCAUGCCGACUCCAAGUACCUGCUUGAUUUACACGGGAGGGUGCACGGCUUUCCUAGAAAGUUGUGCAGUGUAGAUUGUUUGCAUUGGGAAUGGAAGCAAUGUUUGACCGCUUGGAAAGGCCAGUUCACGGCCGAGUUCAAAGGAAAGUACCCGAAGAUGAUCCUCGAAGCCGUUUCUAACCGCGACUGUGGAUUUAGCAUGCGUAAUUCGACGUAG
This is a messenger RNA of Salvia splendens (bonfire salvia), 483 nucleotides long. RefSeq lists its product as uncharacterized. NCBI's taxonomy places the organism in Eukaryota, Viridiplantae, Streptophyta, Magnoliopsida, Lamiales, Lamiaceae. The transcript has a single exon. The record is from RefSeq and is a predicted model, not a curated record. The coding region runs from base 1 to 483 and encodes 160 amino acids.